UAGAAGUUCUAAGAGGAAAACAAAGCAAAGGAGGCUCACAUGGAAACAAAGGCCGCUGCUGGUCAGAUGGUGUAUGAAGAUGUCGUCCCUUCAUACAAGUUUGUUCGAGAGGAAGGAAUCGAUACACUUGUCAUCGAGCUCUCAGAAUUUAAGAAAGAGCAAAUCAGGGUUGAACUUGAUAAGUUUGGGAAACUAAGUAUUAGUGGGGAGCGUCCUCUUGCACACAACAAAAGGAGUCGAUUUCGCAGUGCCUUCGAAGUCCCAGAGGACUGCAAUGAGAUCCGUGCUAAGUUUGAGAAUGGACGUCUCUAUGUGAAAGUAUUGCCAAAGUUCAUCACUGAGACCAGCAUGGAAGCUGCCACCACAAUCAAAGAAACCAGAGUGAAAGAUCAGAAACCGAGCAUUGGCAAAGUUGACAUGAACCAGAAAGCAAUUUCAAGACCAUCUGUUGGGCCAAACGGUGUUCCUAAGAAAAAAGAAGAUGAAAAGAGAGAUGCAGAGAAGGUGGGAGAGAAAGAGAAGGAUCAAAUCGAAGAGAAGAAAGAUAAGAAGCAGCUUGAGGUACUUGAAUCGAGCUUGGCCUUCUCCGAACCAAUGCAGAUCCCGGUUAACCUAAUUGUGGUUGUUCUGGUCUUGCUUGUGAUAGCAUUAUAUGUGACCUUCAAACACUAAGGUUUGCAUGUUUCCAUUGGGACAGUGGAGGCAUUUGUUAUUUAUCAAUUGUAUAUGAUACCUAAAAUGAAAAUAAAG
Molecule: messenger RNA, 750 nt
Organism: Elaeis guineensis (African oil palm)
Lineage: Eukaryota; Viridiplantae; Streptophyta; Magnoliopsida; Arecales; Arecaceae
Biological process (GO): cellular response to heat
Source: RefSeq, a predicted model, not a curated record